Messenger RNA from Daktulosphaira vitifoliae (grape phylloxera), 1986 nucleotides. RefSeq lists its product as uncharacterized. Bases 325 to 1797 code for a protein of 490 amino acids. NCBI's taxonomy places the organism in Eukaryota, Metazoa, Arthropoda, Insecta, Hemiptera, Phylloxeridae. The transcript is spliced from 2 exons. The record is from RefSeq and is a predicted model, not a curated record.
UUUAAGUACAAUAAUCGAUAAUAUCAACUUAUGGGUCUCAAAAUUAACUACAGUCAGUAGAUUGUUUGUAACUAUUCUUUUAUAUUUAAUGCUUAAAAAAAGAUAGGUUAUUUAAAUUUUAAAGCAAGAUAAGUAAAUAAUACAAAGAAAUGCGUAAUGAUUUUGCACCUGCGAAUAUAAAUUUUCAUGAUUGUAUGGCAAUAGGCAAAUAUUUUAAAUUAUCAUGUAAAAGAUUCAAAUUGUUUUUUAUGUACAAAAGUUUUUAAAUUGUUUGUUACUUCUAGUUUUCUAAAAAUUGCUGUGUUACAUGUAUGUAAAUGAAAAAUGAUCGUUCGGUUAGUUAUUAUUGUAUUGAGUUAUUUACAAUUAUCCAAUUGCAAUGAGUUGUUUGACCGUUCAAAAGCUAUUGAACUGAUUGACCAAUUAAUGAGAAUUAAUACAGGUUACGAAAAAACUACGUUUUAUGAUGUAUCUAAAACUACAAACGAAGAACUAUCAAGUUUAAUACAAAAACAAUACGUCAAUUUGAAGUGUAGUUAUAUGUAUAGUUCUCUUUUGUAUAUAGACGCGAUUACCGAUAUUAUACAAAACUCUAAGCCGCGACAUAGGGACACAAUUUCAGAGUUAUUAUUCGAAAGACACGUUACAUUAAUGUUGGCAACAAUACAUAAUUCCAAAAGCUGGACAAAUCAAAUAGGAGAACUUUGGAUUGUAUAUAUGUUUGUGAAAAAAAUCGGAGAGUACUUCACUUCGACUGUAGGAACUCAAAAAGAAAUUAAAUAUAAUUUGAUGAAAGUCCGGGAUAUUACUAAUCAACACCUAAAAUCUUUAACUUUAAAGCAUUGCGACGAAAAGAAUGCGUUCAAUUUUCAUUAUGGUGGAUCAUUGUUUAACGAGAACUUUGAAAUAUCAAAACGCCCAUUUUUCAAUAAAGAAUUUUUUACGAGAGAACAUUAUAUAAACAUGAAUAAGUAUCUAAUGGAAAAUCAAAUAUUAUCAAAUGUGAAAUGCGGAUUGACUUUUGAUAAUUACGAAAAAUUUAACAUGAACACUCUUUAUUUAAACGGUAUCAUGGUAAAUGAAAGACAUUUAAAUCAGCUCGAAGGUAUGAUUAAUAUUGGCAUCGAUCUAAAAGAUGUUUUCAAAAAACUUAGAAUACAAUACGAAGAAGCUACAUCGGAAUAUUGGCCAGAUUGGCAAAUUAACAAAUUAGCGAAUUUCCACACGGAUUUUAUUAAUACCAUGUUAGUAAUUAUGCUAAGGACAUUAUGGGAGCAAUCCAUAUACUUAUGUUCCUUUAAUCUCUCGAAUACUUUUAUGACGGUGAUAACAUUGCCUGUUUCUCUAAAUAGAAUAAUAGUUCAAUUUAGUAGUUUCUAUUCAAUAUUUAAACUUCCUUACAACAAAUACUAUAUUGUUAUCGAUGGAAAUUUUGGUGACAUUGUUACUAAUGCAUUAUUUUACAAAACUAACGCUGUUGAAAGUAUUAAAAUAAUCGAAGAAUGGCUACAACUUAUUUCAACGAAUUAUGAGUACUGUGGUAUAACGAAACCACCUAGUAUAGAAGAUAGCAAUAAAAACUCGAAUGAUUUAAUUGUACAAUAUUACAACAAAAUAAAUAAUAUCGGAGAAACUCCUCCGACAACAGACUUAAGCUAUUGGUUUGAUCUGAGUAUUUUUAGAAUGCAGUACAUUGUAGAAUUUGUAAAAUGGAUAUUGCAAGGUGUAGAUUUUGAUAUAAUAAAUUCCUUUAUAUCAAUGUCUAAAGAAUUAGCUCCAAUAUCAACAAAUUCUUGAGAAUUGCAAAAAAUUAAUAUUAUAAUAAGAUUUUGAUUUAAAAACCCUUUUCAAUAAUAGUUUUCUUCUUCAUUUUUCUAUGUAAAAUGUUUUGUAUAAUUUAGUUAAGUCAUUCGCUUUUUAUACACUACAUCGUUGUAACAAAUAUAAUAUUGACUUUUACACAUAAAAAUACAAUUGAUUAAUAUA